Messenger RNA from Vitis vinifera (wine grape), 1401 nucleotides. RefSeq names its product pseudouridine-5'-phosphate glycosidase. The transcript is spliced from 13 exons. Bases 139 to 1179 code for a protein of 346 amino acids. Gene Ontology annotation, molecular function: pseudouridylate synthase activity. The record is from RefSeq and is a predicted model, not a curated record. Lineage: Eukaryota; Viridiplantae; Streptophyta; Magnoliopsida; Vitales; Vitaceae.
UUUCUUUCUUUAGCAUUUAUGUUCGUACCCAAACAGGGCUUUGGUGGAAAAACCUCGGAUAUUUGAAACUUUAGGGUCUACGUUCAUUCUCGACACUCUCAACCGUUAAGGUUUUGCUGACCAGAGAAAACGAGAGGGAUGGUGUCUUCGGCUCUCUCAAGGCUAUCAAAUAUCAAUCGACAUCUGAAGCCCACCGUCUCGCACUCCUGUGACAGUGAUGGUGCAACUGGAACACCGGUGAAGAUAUCUCCGGAAGUUUCCAAUGCUUUGUCAUGUGGGCGUGCAGUUGUUGCUCUUGAGUCUACUAUAAUUUCCCAUGGAAUGCCCUACCCACGAAAUUUGGAAACUGCAAAGGAGGUGGAGGCCAUUGUGAGGACAAAUGGAGCAGUUCCUGCAACAGUUGCUAUUUUAGAUGGCAUUCCAUGCAUAGGUUUGAGUAUCGAACAACUGGAGAGGCUUGCUAGUCUGGGAACCAAGGCUCAAAAGGCAGCUCGCAGAGAUAUUGCACAUAUUGUGGCUACCAGAGGGAAUGGUGCAACUACUGUUUCUGCAACCAUGUUUUUUGCUUCAAUGGUUGGCAUACCUGUCUUUGUUACUGGAGGAAUUGGAGGAGUACAUAGACAUGGAGAGAAUACAAUGGACAUAUCUUCUGAUCUUACUGAGCUUGGAAGAACUCCAGUGGCAGUUAUCUCGGCUGGGGUAAAAUCAAUAUUGGAUAUUCCCAGAACCCUGGAGUAUUUGGAAACUCAAGGAGUAUGUGUUGCUGCUUAUAAGACUAAUGAAUUUCCAGCAUUUUUCACAGAAAAAAGUGGCAGCAAGGUGCAUUGUCGUGUAGAUACGCCAGAGGACUGUGCUCAACUAAUAGAUGCAAACAUCAAACUCAAGCUUGGGACAGGUAUUUUGAUUGCGGUUCCAAUUCCAAAAGAACAUGCGGCUUCUGGAAGCUUAAUUGAGUCAGCAAUACAACUAGCCCUUAAAGAAGCCAGGGAUAAGAAUAUAAUAGGCAAUGCUGAAACGCCUUUUUUGCUUGCAAGAGUGAGUGAACUAACUGGAGGAGCCUCACUGGCUUCAAAUAUUGCACUUGUCAAGAAUAAUGCAGCCAUUGGUGCUAAGAUAUCUGUAGCACUUGCUCAGCUUAGAGAAAGUUGUAAUACAGGUGAUGCUCAGUCAGUAUCAUAGGUUCUUGGACAAAUGUGGCAGCCAAUCAUUUGCGACUUUGAAUAAUAUUCAUGAUGAUUUAUUUUCUCACUGUUACCCUGAUCAUCACAUGUAGAACACAAAUUUAAUUUUGGAAAAGGCCAAGGUGAGGGUUUUUUUCUGUCUGUUGUUAAUGUAAAAUUAGAUGCUGUACAAGUUGCAAAUUUAAUUUUACAAUAAGGGGGUUUGUCCAAUUUAAGCUGA